This is a messenger RNA of Debaryomyces fabryi, 1890 nucleotides long. RefSeq lists its product as uncharacterized. The record is from RefSeq and is a predicted model, not a curated record. NCBI's taxonomy places the organism in Eukaryota, Fungi, Ascomycota, Pichiomycetes, Serinales, Debaryomycetaceae. Bases 1 to 1890 code for a protein of 629 amino acids. Gene Ontology annotation, molecular function: protein binding. The transcript has a single exon.
AUGAACUUUAUAAAGGAUGCAAUAACAAGGGUUGGACGAUCUGCUCGUCAAUUGGAAUCUUUCACCAGUUCACAAAAAGGAAAUGUGGUUUUAGCCACUUCAAAAGAAGAAUCAUCGCCGAAAGUAAUACACAAGCCAAAUAGAAAUUUGACCAAUGCAGAUCUCCAUAAAUUCAAACCGCUAGUAAAGGGAUACCAACGGAAAGUGUACCAGGACUUCUUAGAGCCGUUGCAGAUUUCUAAUUUAAAAGUAUUCAAUGAUGACCUCCCCAAGUAUAAUUCGGAGUUGGCUAAAAUUGUAUGGGUACGAAAAACGAACCAGGAUACAGUGAAUGUUUUCAAUAAUUUCUUGGAAGAUAGAAUAAUAUUCAACCAGAUGAUGGAUUUGUUAAUAGAUAUAACGCCUGAAUACUUGAAAUCCAAUGACAUACACAACGAUCAAAGUCUCUCGAGAAUACUACAGCAGCAGGACCACCAAGACCGAAUGAAUAAAUUUUCCGACAUAACUCCAAGAUACCAUUUUCAUGAAAUACCGCCAAUACCACCGUUAGACCCGGAGAGCUUUCAAAAAUACAUAUACUUUCUUACCCAUCUGAAGAUACUAUACAAGAAUUCGCUGUCACUACAGAAUGGCCUUGUAUCGGAUAUCUUAUUACACACGCAUAAGCUAACCAACACAAAGUACCAGCCAUUUCGCUCGGUAUAUACAUACAAUUACUUGAUCAAGUUCUUCGGAUACGAUAAGAAUCAAAGUUCGUUUGCAAGAGAAUUGUUACUAGUAAUGAAUAAAGAUGGCCAUAAACCCAACAUAGAUACAAUCAACAAUUUGUUGAAACUAUGCCAAACGCACUCCAAAAUUCGGUCUAUUUCCAACACCUACCAAAUUAUAAUAAAGUAUUUGAAGCUCAGCAAGUCAUUAAAUAUAGAAAUUAAUUUAACGACGUGGAACAGAAUUUAUGACCUGAUUAACAAUAUUUUUCUUAAAGAAUUAUUCAUAAAUAAAAUGAUCAGCAUUAAUUUACCCAUUCUGAAGAAUUUGAGCAUUCGGAUCCUCGAUGAUUAUAUGGAAACCACAAAAAAUACAAACGAACUUAUAGCAUUCAUAGAGAAUGAUUUGCAGGUGAAAUGGCGCCAAGAUUCGAAGUUUCUUAAUAAAGUUCUUUAUCAUAAAGCAAUUAAUGCGACACAAGACCAUCUACAUGAAUUAUGGACUUUCAUAAAUACUUGUGAUAUUGACAGUUUCUCAGUUAAGUACUUGUUCGAAGGUAUCAUUAAGAAUAAGCAAAUAACCAACAAAGGGCUUAUGCUCGUAUCCUUCUAUUCAAACAUUGAUAACAGUCUUUACAAUAACCCAGAUAUUUACAAGUUUAUAAUACUGGGAGUAUGUGAGAACAACGAAAAUUACUCUUACGAUAAAAUUGCAUUCAUACUACGCGGAUUGAUCCACGACGCUACUCACUACUUAGGGCUACCACAGGAAAUCACGAAGUACGAGACGAAUAAAACGGUUUCUGAAAACUUCAAGAUAAUCAAGAGACUAGUUGGGUUUAAGCUUACUAAGUUCGAAGGGAAGCUAGCCUAUUAUAACCAACAAGCAUCACCGGUCCACCCAUUACUGUCUCCGUUGUCCAUGGAGGAAAGAACCCUCUGGAUGGGACUCAAGGCUCAUAUCAAGCAAAAGAACAACCCAACUGAUCCCCAAGAAAUCAUACAUCGUUUACAAUUGGGGCCAUGUACAGUAUUGAUACCUCAAGACCAAAUUAACAAAUACGAACAGUACCAAAACCGAAAAACGGCAAAUGCCAGAAACAGAGAUCGCUUGUAUAAACUUCAGCAGGGAAUAGACAACUACACCGUUCAACAAAUGACUGAAAGGGGUAUCAUCGUGUGA